Paramisgurnus dabryanus is the source of this 3339-nucleotide messenger RNA. It is a transcript of the gene ical1, whose product is annotated as islet cell autoantigen 1-like. Gene Ontology annotation, biological process: regulation of transport. Gene Ontology annotation, cellular component: Golgi apparatus. Gene Ontology annotation, molecular function: protein domain specific binding. The record is from RefSeq and is a predicted model, not a curated record. NCBI's taxonomy places the organism in Eukaryota, Metazoa, Chordata, Actinopteri, Cypriniformes, Cobitidae.
AUUAAAAUGUAGACACUACUAUGAUCAGUGCUGUCUGAAAAAUAUUAGCACAAGUAUAUUUUCCGUUCCUAAGGACGUCAUGUCGGUGUUCGUGCAAGUUUAAUAGGAAAACGCAGCGCGAGCUCGUUGUCUCCUUAUCUUCUUGUCUUGUUUGGGAUCCGGUUGCUGCCCUCCUCGGACAUGUAUUCGUUUAUCUUCAUAAGGAGUCAUAUGUUUAGUAUGGAUACACUAUACAAUGCAGUUGUUACAAUAAGUUACUUCAGUUUUUGCUGAAUGCAUCCGCUGAAUUGUGCAAAAAGCAAAGCUCACCAAAAACAUGGACAGCUAUGGGUUCUCCAGUGAUAUGUUCAGUGGCAGAGCUGUGCUGGGGGAGGACAGCUCGGUCAUGGCUCGAAUGCAGAAGAAGUUCUGGAAAACCAAGCAGGUGCUGAUCAAGGCCACAGGAAAGAAAGAAGAUGAACACGUGGUGGCAUCUGACGCAGACCUUGAUGCCAAAUUGGAGUUUUUCCGUUCUGUCCAGCGCACUUGCACAGAACUCCUGAAAAUGAUUGAGAAAUACCAGCAAAGGAUCACACAUCUUUCUCUGGAGGAAAAUGAGCUCGGGCUGUUCCUGCGCUUCCAGGCAGAACAUGAUAAAACAAAAGCAGGCAGUAUGAUGGACGCCACCAGUAAGGCCCUAUGUUGCAGUGCCAAGCAAAGACUGGCCCUAUGUACUCCUCUCCAUCGAAUGGAACAGGAAGUGGAAACAUUUCGGAGGAGAGCUAUCGCUGACACACUGCUGACAGUGAGCCGGAUGGAGAAAGCUCGGACCGAGUACCGUGGAGCUUUACUCUGGAUGAAGGAUGUCUCACAAGAACUGGACCCAGAUACUUACAAACAACUGGAGAAAUUUCGCAAGGUUCAGGCUCAGGUGAGAGGAACAAAAGUACAGUUUGAUAAGCUGAAGAAUGAUGUGUGUCAGAAAGUGGACAUGCUGGGAGCCAGUCGCUGCAACAUGCUUUCACAUUCCUUAUGCACAUAUCAGACAAUCCUUCUACAGUAUUGGGAAAAGACUGCACAUGUGAUGUCUGACAUCCAUGAGGCGUUCAAAGGAUAUGUGCCCUACCAGUUUACCACCCUCAAAGAGCUGAGGGACCCACUGGACCUGAUUGCUUCAGAACAGCCAGCAGAGGACAGCAAAGAUAAGGACAAAAAGACACAUCCAGACAAUCUUGUUUCCCUUGAAGAUGAACAACAGGGUGAAUCAUCUAAGACCGUUUCUACUCAUGCUGUGGAUGGACAGAGCCGAGGGUCGGACAGUUCACUGUGUGCCAGUCUGGACUCUGCUUUGAACGAACAGUUAGGUCCCAUCAGUGAAUUUAGCAGAGGCGAUGACCUGCUUUUAAUGAACCCUGACCCUGCAUCGUUAAUGACCCCGACCCCGACCCUGAACCCAGCCUUACCUGCUAUGCAACCCCAAAUACCACAGGAGGUCACAGCGCCCUCUGUUGCUCAGUGGGGUUUAAGCACCUCACAUGAGGGAGAACAGGAAGGUUUACCCAGAACUCUAACACCUCAAAUAGGUAGGGACCUGCUGUCUGAUGCUUUUUACUCUGGAGAAGUGAAGGAAGAGGAAGGAGAGAGAGGUGAUCUGACAUUCCUGCAGGAUCUGUUGAGUCCUGGGGCUGCGGGUGGCGCUAGUGAGUUCAGUAAGGCGUGGCAGGACGCUUUUGGCUGUUUUGAGGCUCCAUCUGCUCCUGUUGAGCCCGCUUCAACGCAAACAGGAACGGCAAACACACCCACUGGAUUUCUGCCAUCUCAACUACUGGACCAGAGCCUUAGCACCACAGGUUGGGCAACACCACCUAUGUUUCAGACCCCACCACUUCAAACACCAUCUACUGGAGGACAAGCUCAGCACAUUCAGAAUAGCCCAAACUCUUCGGUCAAUGCCCCAAAGGGAAGCUCCAGGGAUAUGUCUGCCUGGUUCAACCUCUUUGCAGAUCUGGACCCUCUGUCCAACCCUGACGCUAUUGGACGAAGUGACGAGGAGAUCCUUAAUGCCUGAGUAGGUGAAGGUAUGAAGUUGGAGCACAGCGUCCAUUAGAAUGAAGGAAAUGAGCGCAUAUCCCAAGCCUUUGUCUGGAGACUGAAAGCUACCUCUCCGGAACCAAUUCAUCCUGAGCCAAGGAAGGAUCCAGAAAUCUGAAUCCGCAUCCGAAACUGCAAGGUUUUUUAGUUAUGGGAAUGCGUUGUUCUUUAACGUGUGUGUGUGUGUUUGUGUGAGUGAAUCUACUGUAUACACUGAGGGGUUAAAUACUUCACUACAUCUCUAUAUCAGUUUUUGUUUUGUGCUGUUACAUAGGAAAGAUACUUUAGAUGGGAAAGUAUUUCUGUGAAGUGCACAUCUCUAAGGGAUGAAAGGUUGUAAGUUCUAUGAGGGACCAAACAAAUAAACAUAUACGAAAUAUCUCUGCGCUUUGUAAAAGGGGGUUUUAAAUGUCCAGAAACAGGGUUACAGAUUCCAUUAUGAGACAUAUUUUUAACUACUGAUACCCAAAGUGUGUGAAGUUCGCAUGCAUCACAAAAAUAUUUAUUUUUAGAGCCGCUUACACUGGAUAGUUUAACUCUAAAUGAUAAAAUAAAUAAAUUAUUUAUUAAUAUCAAAGUGUUACUGUAAACUACAUAUGCAAGUGUGCCGUGCCAUUAUUCGGGAAGAAUAAAGUUUAAUGGAGCUAAUAUUAAGCAAUCUUCACAAUACACUCGAGAGCUAAACUUCUCCUAAAUGUUCCCAAAUAUUCUUCACGCUCACUGUGUGGAAACACUGGAAUGGAUAUGUGUUUGUGUUGUUUUUCUGUCACAUUGACUUUUUUCCCAGAUAAUCGUAUAAUGUAAUAUAAUCUAAUAAUGAGUUGAUCUAAAACUAUGACCACUAUCUGUUUUCUAUUGUUUUUCUAUAAAAAAAAUCAAGUUGUUGCUUGCACUAAACCGUCUCCGAGCAAUAUCUCGGAUGGUUCUAGAAUGUAUUUUGUCUUUUUAAGUAUGUUAACUUUAUCCUUAAACAUUUCAGAGCAUUUCCUAUGGGAUAUCACUCCAUAUUCAGUAGAUGCAUUUUACUUUAAGCGUGGUUUAACGUUUUGAAGUGUUUCAAUAUAUCUUUUUGUGUAACACUUUUUAUUUUAAGAAUGUACACCGCACCAUUACAGCUGCUUUCAUCUGUUUAUUUUAUGCAACUUUUGUUUCAAUCAAAUAAACAAUGUACUUUUUCAUUGAAGCAAAUUGGAGGGGGGAACCUUCAUCAGCAAUGCUUUGAUACUCCAUCGGAGCGGAAAUAAAUUUGAGUAGAUUUCCAUAAGAGCA